This is a messenger RNA of Dentiscutata heterogama, 306 nucleotides long. NCBI's taxonomy places the organism in Eukaryota, Fungi, Glomeromycota, Glomeromycetes, Diversisporales, Gigasporaceae. The record is from the annotation of a GenBank genome assembly.
UAUCAAAAUGUCAAUACACGAUCAAUAUCAGCUUGAUUCUUAUGACAAUGAUAUUAUAGCUUUGUCAAAUGAAUCAAAUGUGUUAGAUAUAUCAGAGAAUCCAAAUGACCCAGACAUUAAAUCAAACUCAAGCUCACCUGAACAAUCCACAUCACAAAAUAAUAGCAUUACUGUUAUUACUAAUAGUCUGGUUCAAACAACAAAUGAAGAUGGUAAUGAAGGUACCUGUGGUCAAGAAUAUAAGUUAUCAACUGGAACAGGAAACUUAAAAUCUUAUUUACGCCAAGUUCAUAGAAUUUUGCCCUC